AAUGAGCGACGGGAGUCGUCCUACUUAUGACGAUGAUUCAAUUGAUGAACCUCUGAAUUUGGCAACAAAAGAAAAGCGUCUAGUGGAAUUUACGGACGACGAACUAGUUCAACUAUCCGUCAGAGAUUUGAACAGACAGUUAAGGGGACUUCCUCGGGAGGACGUCCUCAAAUUGAAACAAAGAAGAAGAACUUUAAAAAAUCGUGGCUACGCUGCCAGCUGUCGCGAAAAGAGGUUAACUCAAAGAGAGAAAUUGGAACUGGAGCGUGAUCAUUUAAAAGAUGAAGUGUUCAGUUUGAAGGAGGAAAAUGAUGAAAUGAGAUCUCAAUUGAGGUCGAUGCAAUGUAAAUUGCAAGCCUUGGAACGUUUGGCCGUCUCGGCCAAACGUUUUGUUUAA
Dimorphilus gyrociliatus is the source of this 397-nucleotide messenger RNA. Lineage: Eukaryota; Metazoa; Annelida; Polychaeta; Dinophilidae. The record is from the annotation of a GenBank genome assembly.